GGAAUGGUUUGCCUAAGGAUGGAGAAGUAUGCCGGGGCUGGUCAGUGGUAAAUCACUCACCCAAGUCACGUCUGAUGGUUUUAAGGGCAAAGUGGAACUGAAGACGCCAUGCUGUCCUGGCUCUGCUGUGAAGAACUAGGGAGAGACUGAAGUCAGGAUGGCGUAUAUACAGGACAGUUGGAACCCAUCAAUGAGGGGCUCCUGUCCAAGCUGUCCAACUUCCUGCUGUGUCGCUGGACGUGCCAAGCCUGCUGCCAGUCAUGCUGGGAGUGCAGCUGCUGCCAGCCCAGCGACGAGGAGGUGGAGAUCCUGGGACCCUUCCCUGCACAGACCCCCACCUGGCUAGUCAAUGACAAGAAUGAAGAUAAGGAUGGGGACUCAGAUAAGGAUGGGGACAACAACACAGCAACUGAUCCACCAAUGACACCCCAGGAUGCCUCACCGGACUGCCGGAGAUCCAGCUCUGACACCUCCCGCUCCACCUACAGCCUCACACGCAGAGUCUCUAGUCUGGAGUCUCGGAGGCCAAGCUCCCCCCUGAUUGACAUCAAGCCCAUUGAGUUCUGGGCCAUGGGCUCCAAGAAAGAGGCAGUCCAGCCCGCAGUGCUGCGCAAGCCCUACGUGCCAGCGGACGAUUACUUCCACAAGUUCGAGCCGCGGCUGUACUCGGUGGACUCGAGCAGCGACGACGUGGACUCCCUAACCGACGAGGAGAUCCUGUCACGCUACCAGCUGGGCAUGCUGCACUUCAGCACGCAGUAUGACCUCCUGCACAACCACCUGACGGUGCGCGUCAUCGAGGCCCGCGACCUGCCCCCACCCCUGGCCUGCGACAGCUCACGCCAGGACAUGGCCCACUCCAACCCCUAUGUCAAGAUGAGCCUGCUGCCCGACCAGAAGAACUCCCGGCAGACCGGUGUCAAGCGCAAGACGCAGAACCCCGUCUUCGAGGAGCGCUACACCUUCGACAUCCCCUUCCUGGAGGCCCAGCGGCGCACCCUGCUGUUCUCCGUCGUCGACUUCGACAAGUUCUCCCGACACUGCGUCAUCGGCAAGGUGGCCAUGUCCCUGUGCGACGUUGACCUGGUCAGAGGAGGGCACUGGUGGAAGGCACUGGUUCCCAGUUCACAAAAUGAGGUGGAGCUGGGGGAGUUGUUGCUGUCUCUCAACUACCUGCCCAGCGCUGGGAGGCUCAACGUGGACAUCAUCCGAGCCAAGCAGCUGCUGCAGACCGACAUGAGCCAGGGAUCAGACCCCUUUGUGAAGAUCCAGCUGGUGACGGGGCUCAAGCUGGUGAAGACCAAGAAGACCUCAUGCAUGCGGGGCACCAUCGACCCCUUCUUCAAUGAGUCCUUCAGCUUCCGGGUCACACAGGAUGACCUGCAGGAUGCCAGCCUGGUCUUUACAGUUUACGGCCACAACAUGAAGAGCAGCAAUGACUUUGUGGGGCGCAUUGUGAUUGGCCAGUACUCGACGGGCCCCCCUGAGUCCAGCCACUGGCGCCACCUGCUGACAUCACACCGCACUCCCGUGGAGCAGUGGCACAGUCUGCGGUCCCGGGCAGAGUGUGACCGCGUGUCCCCGGCUUCGCUUGAGGUCACGUGAUCACUGGGGGGCUCCAGGGAGAGGGAGAGAGAGAGAGAGAGAGAGAGAGAGAGAGAGAGAGAGAGAGAGAGAGAGAGAGAGAGAGAGAGUGGGGUGUAUGGUCUGCCACUGUUCUACAGUUGGAGAUAGAGAUGUGCUCACCUAUGUGAGCUACCCUUGGAUAGACAAAAUUAUCUAUUGUGCUAAAUCUGCAUUCUCUUUGGGUGUUUUUUUCAUUCAUUUCAGUAAGGUGUAAUUCAUUAAAUGUCCAGCAGGUGGAGUUGGUGGAUAUACUGUGCAGGGUGAAGUCAGUUGGCCAUUUUGAAAUGCUGUUGCGGAAUCACAACAUCAAAGCUUAACCAGCUACCCGUCAUGACAGUACUGUGAGAGUCUGUUUUUAAUUUUCUCUCCUUAAGACGAAUGUUAAGCAGUUAAUUUAAAAACAGACAUCAGCUACAUCACACUCCAUGAUAUGUAGACUAUUGUUGUCCAUUGAUGGCUCCACCUGCUUCACAAGUUUAACCUGUUGACCAGCAUGGUUAGUUCUGGAUGGAUGGGAGGUAAGCUAUGCAGAUUUAAAGAGCCUCACACAGAUGAGAGUGAAAUGAUCUGCACUAGCAUACUGUUAAUAUCAGGUCAGCUCAUAUCUAUCUGGAGCCAAAGCUUAGUGAAUUCAACCCAGAGAGAAUGAACGUGUGGAGUGGAAGAGUGUGAGAGAGUGAAAUAGGGAGAGAGAGUGAGACUGUAACUGCAGCUACAACCCCACCUCCCAUCUCUCCCCCACCCGCUCAAUAAAACAAGCUGCAUACCUGCAUACCUCACUGGACAGCCUUGUGCAUGUCAUGUGUCUGUGCGUCUGUCUGUGUGGCAGAUCCUUCUCUCCAUGUAAACUCAAUGGGAUUAAAAAACAAACACCAAUCAGAACCCGCGGGACAAGCCUGUCGCCGGGUAGAAAUCAGUGUUGGUGUGCGACUGAAACGUUGUUAGUGAUGUACAGAGUUUGUAUGUAGCGUGGAUGUGUGUUUCUAUACUGUGUUUUGUUCACACCGAGAUUUCAUCACAACCCCAAACCCCCACACCGCCCUGCUACAUAAACACACACAUAUCCACAAACAUAUAUAUAUACACUUGUUAGCAUAUACACCAAACUGCGCACACACACACACACAUUUUAUCACGAAGACUCACUCACUAAGACACAGAGCAGCCCAGGUACAUAGACAUAGAAACAGUAAGAAACCUUCAAUAAGACCAUCAACUCCUUAACAGUUCUCACAUGCUGCUACUGCUCAACCUCAUUUUUGUCCUGUAAAUAAUGUGCUUGUAUUUUAUCUUUUGUGAUCACCUUAAAUGGAGGAUGGUGGGAAAUGUAGUUUAAUUUAGAAAAAAAACUACAGCUUCCACAGUGCCUUUCUGCAGUGGAGAAAGUUUGUUGCCUUCAAAGGUGGCAGAGGAAGGAGAAUCCCUUUAAAAAAUGUAUCCACAGUGUAAUUUUCAUUAGGCUUGAAAGGUGACAUGCUUUACCAUGUACAGGUUCUAACCCUGUCAUUGAUUAUCUGGUUAAUGGUUUGUGUCAUCAUUCUCUCUUGUGUCCUAUUGAGGACUGUCGUGGUCACCUAUAACCAUGCUAUGGCAAUAGGUCAUGUUUUUCUUCCAGCAGAAUAUGUUAAAGAGAUUAACGUUUUACACUCGCAAAACAUGUCUUGUGGCUCUAGCUUGGCUUACCUAAACAAGGUGUGCACUUGAGGCUUUCUCAUAGCAAUACAGGUCAGAGAUGGCUGAGCUUCUUCCCGUCAAAGGAAUAGCGAUGAAAUCUCUCAAGCGCUGCUUCAGUGUCAGUGUGUCCUCCUCCUUCCUUUUGCAGAUGUUCUCGUCUUUGGGUUUGACUGUCCUCAGCUCCCUACUAAAUGCUGCAACAGGAUAAUGCAAUCUAUUCACAGCGUGUACUUUCACUGCAGUUGCACAGCAGGAGUGGAAGAGAUUCCAAAAGAUCCCACUAGGGUUUAAAGGAAGUCAGGGAGCCAGUGUGCUGUGUCCCUCUACUGGUGUACAGGGAUUUCUCACUGUUGUUUGUUUUAAUGUACAGCACACCAUGGCUGUCACAGUAUGCCUGUUUGAGUCUAAUACAGUGUGACCUUGGUCCUGAGUACUCCCAUGUCUUUAGCCACAAUGAGAUUGUAUUUAUGUAUCUUCAUGUUAUAUCACUUCUCAAUCACAGUAACAUAGUUAAGUGAAAAAAGAAGCUUUUCCUACCAGUAAAACAGCAGAGAAUGUUUAAUUGGAAUGGGGUGCUGAACACUAGCUUCAUUGUUUUCUCUGAACCCCCUUUCAAAAUCCAGUAAUAUACAGGGGUUAUCAACAUUUUCGCAUCAUAGGGAAGGCUGUAUGUUCAAACUGGGACCCCAAAGCCAUCACAUUUUUACUUCAGGUGCAAUUAGGACAUUUUGUCAAAAAGGUGCUCUAACCCACCACCUAGCACCCUAUGAUGCUUGACUUGAUAGAUUUGACCCUGUGAUACUAUUAGUAUCAAUAUUGUUAUUGUGUGUCAUAACUUUCUAUCAUACUGUUGUAAGAGGCUGUUAUUCCAGUUUUGCCAAACUAUGACCUUUUGAACUGUUACCUGGUGUCUGUGUGACCAUCGCUACUGAAUUGAGAAAACGUGCUGUCAGAACCUUUGUUUCGUGUUUCCACGGUGAUAGGAUACAGAAUAAUACUGAAAGGCCUCUUUACCCAUGGUGACUUCACAGCAGUUAAUUACUUUCAAUGGGUUGCAGGCCACUGGUGGUGUAUCUCAAAUCAGCCAUUUGCCUGAGUGCACCUUGGCUGUUGAUUGGGUAGCCAAGAGGUGCUGAUCUCUGCGAAGUGUGGCUGUUUUGGAUACUGCAGACCCCUAGGGUUUAAACUAGUUACUGGGAUUAGAGCCUCACAAUCAAGCUAUUGUAAGCAACUGGUUGCUGUGAAAUCAACCCAGUGUCUAAAGCCAUUGAAAUACGAGACAACUUUCAGUCAACUCACAAUAUCGGAACAGUCCUUAUUUGAGCUACUUAGUGAAAAUUGCUUAAGAAAGUUACCUAGGAGCAGUUGAAUAGCAAGUUGUCAGAAGGAGCUGUCUGACAGUUGCCUCGUGAUUGAUGGGCUUUGAAGCCACAGUGGUGUGAGUGCCGGGGCCUGGCCCUGGGUCUAAAAGUAUCGAAUCAGGACAAUUCCCUGCUGCCCUCCAGCUCGUUCUCCUUAUUCAGGCAAGCAGGCUAGUUUACUGUCUUCUGUGUCUCUAGGUCAGAAGCUUCUGUACGUUCUCACAGCAUAUUGUCUGGUAUAAAGUGUAUAUUUAUUGAUAAUAAAGAUUAUAUAUUGGUUCCAUGCAUACCGCUCUGCUGAGGACAAGCACAGCAGUCUUGUCUCUUUGUCUGAAGUCUUGCCUUCUUUCAGCUGUGGAUCCAAUAGGAUGAAUCGCCUCUUUCACCCGCCAUAUUAGACAUGAAGCUCACACUUUAUAUACCAAAACAUUUUUCUAAGAAAGUGUUUUCAUAAGUAAGUAAUGAUAAUUUGUGUAAUUGAUGUUAAAAUAGCUCCAAAACCAAGCCUGUCCCUUAAAAUGAAUGGACAGGUCGAGGACUGAACCCCUGCCCCUUUGAAGCUGGGACUGAAUGAGAGCAUGUGAGCCCCCCAGAUGCUACUCUUCUGCUCCCCCCACGCCCUUAGCCCCCUGUAGUGAACAGGAAGUAUUGAAAGCUGGAGUGAGCAAGCCUGUUUAUCUCCCUGAGGAAGAGCUAAAUAAAUGUAGUGCCUUAUACUCUAUUAGCUUUCAAUUACUUUUAACCUGUGUCGUUACACUGAAGAAGACAUUAGCCAACAUGUUUGUCUUCUUGGUCUCGUUUCUCGCGGUUCUUAAUUAAAACAAACUAAAUAAAAUUGUGCUUCUGUUACUUGUGAUUCUCAGGUCAAUUCAUCUCAGCAAUUGCCUUCGGGGUCAAAGCAUGUCACUAAGUUGCAAAGCAUGUCAGUCAUUAGGGGAGGCAGCUGGGUGCUUAUUGACUGGAAAUUAGGCAUUGAAGUAGUGGAGAAAGAAUUUCAGGUGACCUAGGAAACAAGUAUAACAGAAUACCUGAACGUAAGGCAUACAAACGGAAAAUAAACCUGCACAUGUGAGACUUUGCAUAGCAACUGAAAGUGCACAAUCAUAUGGUUUAUGGGAUUAUUUUAAUACACAGUAUAUAACUCCUUUUCAGUAAAAGUCCCUAGCAUGGCUUUUGUUGUUUCUGAAUCUCUGUGCAGACUUACAGAGGCAUUCAAAAAAUAACAACUAGUAUUAUAUACAC
Messenger RNA from Acipenser ruthenus (sterlet), 5903 nucleotides. RefSeq names its product synaptotagmin-17-like. NCBI's taxonomy places the organism in Eukaryota, Metazoa, Chordata, Actinopteri, Acipenseriformes, Acipenseridae. The record is from RefSeq and is a predicted model, not a curated record. Gene Ontology annotation, biological process: regulation of dopamine secretion; calcium-ion regulated exocytosis; regulation of calcium ion-dependent exocytosis. The transcript is spliced from 8 exons. Gene Ontology annotation, cellular component: membrane. Bases 421 to 1605 code for a protein of 394 amino acids. Gene Ontology annotation, molecular function: clathrin binding; syntaxin binding; calcium-dependent phospholipid binding.